AUGCUCGCACUCCUCAACCUUCGACCAGCAACGUUCCUCGAGGAUAGCUCUCGAUACCAUGUAGCAUUCCUGGCUACAGUUAUCUUCAUCUGUGCGAUCUCAGUCCGUUACGUAAGAAGCUCAAGGUCUCGGCUUCCUCCUGGACCUCCUGGCUUUCCUUUCAUUGGCAAUGUGCUGCAGAUGAACAGUCACUCGGAGCAAUGGACUCUCUUCAGUUCUUGGCGCAAGAUCUAUGGGGACAUCUUCUACUUGAAUGCCGCAGGACAGCCGAUCGUGGUCCUGAAUAGCCAACUGGUCGCAAGCGAACUGCUUGACAGAAGAUCCGGAAAGUACAUGGACAGGCCGCCCAACAUCGUUGGAUGGCAGAUCAUGUCUGGUAGCCUCUUCUUUGCGUUCGGAGGUUACAACGAUGUCUGGAAUCGAAUGCGCAAGGCAUCUGUCGAAGUCGUGAACAAGCUCAUCACACACGAUCUUGACGACUACAUCGAAUCGGAUGCCCUGACUCUAGCACGAAGCGUUUUGAAGGAUGCCGCGGGUUGGGAGAAGCACUUGCAUCAAGCAUCUGCGAGUACAAUGCUAUCAUGCCUCUAUGGCGAGCGCGCGAGCGACAAUGAUCCCCGUAUAGACUUCCUCAACGAGUUCAUUGAGCGCCUUACGACCGCGAUCGGUCCUGAGGCGCAUUUGGUCGAGCUCAUGCCAUGGUUGCGGUACAUUCCGAGUAGGUUCGCCGCAUGGAAGCGCUCUGCAGAGGGCUGGAACCAGAAGGCCAACGAGGAGUUCGUCCGCAUGUUCAAACAUGCACAAGAAAACAUCGUCGGUGGUAAAGCGAGAGCGUCGUUCUGCUCGAUGCUCAUCAACGAUUCUGGGCGAUACGACCUCAGUACGCUGGAGAAAGCAUGGCUUGCUGCCACCAUGUUCGCCGGAGGUGCGCACUCGACCGCCGCCAUCAUGAGCUGGUGGGUAUUGGCGAUGAUAGAAUACCCGGAUGUACAAGCACGAGCGCAAGACGAACUAGAUGCCGUCGUAGGGCGCCUGCGUCCGCCUACGUUUGCAGACAUGCCCCAUUUGCCGUACAUCUGCGCCAUGGUGAAGGAGCUGCUGCGCUGGGGAUUGACGUCUCCGCUCGGAGUACCGCGACGGAGCACCGAGGACGAUGUGUAUAGCGGCUACUUCAUCCCGAAGGGGACGAUCGUCAUUGUGAACGCGCAGGAGCUCAGUCGCGAUCCUGAGACACACGGGUCCGAUGCUCAGCACUUCAAUCCAGCACGAUUCCUCGACGAGAAGGGCCAACUCAAAGCAAACUUACCCGGCACGAAGGGCGAUGGGCACAAUGCAUUCGGGUUCGGAAGACGCGUAUGCCCUGGAAAGGAGGUCGGCAACAAGAGCUUCUACAUGCAGAUCGCGACGUGUCUCUGGGCCUGUUCUUUCCGCAAUGUCAAGGGCCAAGAACUCGACGUCAGCGCCUACCGCGACGAAGGCAUCAUGAUUCGUCCCAGUCCUUUCCAGAUCGAUGUUCAACCGCGUUUCCCGGAGGCGCUUAUCCUCGCUUUCCAUGUCACCUUUCUCGGCGUAAUGGCGAGAAGGACGAUGUGA
Peniophora sp. CBMAI 1063 is the source of this 1593-nucleotide messenger RNA. The record is from the annotation of a GenBank genome assembly. NCBI's taxonomy places the organism in Eukaryota, Fungi, Basidiomycota, Agaricomycetes, Russulales, Peniophoraceae.